This is a messenger RNA of Cynoglossus semilaevis (tongue sole), 3372 nucleotides long. RefSeq names its product vacuolar protein sorting-associated protein 13A-like. The transcript is spliced from 12 exons. Lineage: Eukaryota; Metazoa; Chordata; Actinopteri; Pleuronectiformes; Cynoglossidae. Gene Ontology annotation, biological process: autophagy; protein retention in Golgi apparatus; protein targeting to vacuole. The coding region runs from base 123 to 1373 and encodes 416 amino acids. The record is from RefSeq and is a predicted model, not a curated record.
UGUGUUGCUGUGAUGAUCAUAUUAUAGCAACCUGACCAGAAGGGUAUUUGGAACAGACAUCCAUCUGGGUCCAAUCAUCUCUUAUUCACCCCGCUUCUUAAGAAACAGUCCCAUGACUGUUGAUGUGUUUUUGUUUUCAGCUGCACCUGAGUCUCUCCCUGAGCACAGGAGGAGAUGACGGGCUGAAGGGCAAGAGAGACACAGAAAUCAUCCCAGUGCAAUCUCUCAACCUGCUGCUGAAGAGUAUCGGAGCAACACUCACUGAUGUUCAGGACGUCGUCUUCAAGCUGGCCUUUUUUGAGUUGAACUUCCAGUUCUGCACCACUCAGCAGCUACAGUGGGAAGUCAUCAGACACUAUUCCAAGCAGGCUAUCAAACAGAUGUAUGUGCUGGUGCUUGGGCUGGAUGUACUGGGAAACCCCUUUGGUCUGAUCAGAGGGCUGUCAGAGGGAGUGGAGGCUUUCUUCUAUGAACCCUAUCAGGGGGCUAUUCAGGGCCCAGAGGAAUUUGUGGAAGGAAUGGCCCUUGGAGUAAAGGCUCUGGUGGGGGGAGCUGUGGGAAGUAUAGCAGGCGCGGCCUCCAGGAUUACAGGGGCCAUGGCUAAAGGUGUGGCUGCCAUCACGAUGGAUGAAGAAUAUCAGCAGAAGAGACGAGAAACAAUGAACAGACAACCGACCGGGCUGAAGGAGGGACUAGCCCGAGGAGGAAAAGGACUGGUUUCUGGUUUUGUCAGUGGAAUCACAGGGAUUGUUACCAAACCAAUUAAAGGUGCACAAAAGAAAGGUGUUGCAGGCUUCUUUAAAGGUGUAGGUAAAGGGUUGGUGGGUGCAGUUGCCAGACCAACAGGGGGCAUCAUUGACAUGGCCAGCAGUACUUUCCAGGGCAUUAAGAGAGCAACUGAGACAUCACAGGACGUGGUGUCUCUCCGUCCUCCUCGCUUCAUCCAUGAGGAUGGUGUCAUACGACCAUAUAAGGAGAGAGAAGGCCUUGGCAGUCAGAUGCUCCAGAAAAUUGAGAACGGACGUUUUGCCAAGUACAGAUACUUUGCUCACGCUAAGGUCAAUGAUUCUGACUUUUUCAUGAUCACAAAGAGGGGCAUAUUUUUCGUGACCAAAGGCACGUUUGGUCAGCUGACCUGCGAAUGGCAGUAUCUGUUUGAAGAGUUCACCAAGGAACCGAUGAUCAUCGAGGACCGACGACUUCGCAUCGAAGCCAAGGAGAGAGUAAAAUCAGUCUUCCAUGCCAAGGAGUUUGGGAAGAUCAUAAACUUCAAGACUCCCGAGAUAGCCAAGUGGGUUCUUGACAAAUUGGAGGAUGCCAGAGACAGCCUGCCCAAACUUCACAGAGAAGAGCAAAACAGAAACCAGGUGUAAACAUAAAAAGGGACAUUGAAGAGAAAAAAGAAGGCGAUGAUGCAACGUACCAGAUGCCAACAGCUGUAGAACACCAUCAUACACACAUAUGCACACACACACAUACACACAAACGUGUACAGUGUUAGUGCGUGUGUGUGUACAUGCUUGUGUGUCAGUGCCUUUGGUUUUCACGGCAUGCUUGUUUUGUUUACCUCCAUGUGUGAGCAGAGCAAAAAAAAAAAAAUCAAAUAAUGCUGCGCGUCCUUGACUGUUGUGUGAUGAGGAAGAAAGUUUGUCAGAGUGCAUGCAAACAGGAGUGCUGUCUAGGAACAGUUGUACUCUCAUACAUGUAUGAACCAUCAUAGACUGUGUAUAAAAAAUGGGUGAAGUUGUGUAGUUGUAGAAGUGACUGAAUGAAAUUUUCUUUCCUAAAUCACAGCCUCAGUUUAUUGGUUUGAUUGACAGGAGAAACCUGUGGUGUGGUUGUCAGAUUUACAACUGAACAUUUUACACCUGUUAAGAUUCUGUUGUUCACACCAGUUCUUAUUUAGAUACUUGUGCCACUGAUCAGUCAAUCGGUGAACCUCAUUGAAACUCCGUUCCGACUUUGCUUUUCAAACUAAAACUUUUCAUGACGAAUAUAAUAUAUCCAAUCUUGCAGUAUACUCAGUAGACAGCAGUGCACCAUUAAGUAUCGAACUGUAUUUUUACAGAAAUCAAUUUACAUCUCACUUCAUUUUCAGCUGGUUCACAAAACAAUGUUAUGUCACUGUUCUCUUUUUAGCAGUGGUCCCAGUAGAGAGAGCUACAUUUGCUACAUUGUAGGAACCUUUGAUAAACCUUAAAAAUACAGCUCUGCUCUAGCCCUUAGUUUGAACAGUAGCUGGUCAUCUGGACCACCUUCCUCUGCAGAGUUUAUAGUUAUAACCACUAGAUUCAAGUCUUCACCGUAACAAUGUAAUUUUGACAGUUACAGUCCUGUUUAGAGGAAAAUGAGGAGUGAUGUUUACACAGUGUUUCUUCCGAUUCCAGCAGUACCAUCUCUGGUUGUCUUCUACAGUGUUGCGUUACAAUCACAAGUUUCUCCCAUUUCUUAUGCACGGUCUAUUUUCACCACAGUUGCCCUGAUUGGAUGUUUUUUACCCUUUUUUUAUUUGCUCUAAUUUCACUUAUUUGCACACAUGAAAGAUGGUCAAUUCCACCUUUUAUUCAAACUAAUGCCACGUCCUGGGUUUACAGUCACAUCUGGUGGAAUCUACAAUGCUGGUGUAAUUAGAACAUUUAUUUUUGAUAGCUGAGCUCAUUGCACUCGCUCCAAAUAGAUAGUAAGAACACAAUUUUCACUAGGUUCCUUUUUUUUGUAUUUGCUUUCAAAUGAGUGGCUGUGGAGGUGUUGCCACAUUAUUCUACAGCCUUUGUUGUUUGAGAAGAGCUUUCACCAUAUCAAGGCCAGAUAUUAAUGGUAGCAUAAUGAACCAAGAUAGAUAAUAAUUUAUUUAAAUGUGAUACUAAGAUAUUAUUAUGGGAACCUUUAACAGUUGUUUUCUUUUUACGUCUCCUCAUUGUUUUUCUUUUCAUAAUAUCCAUCCACAUGGCAAACUGUUGAGUGAUAAUGAUAUUUUUAUACUAUACUUACUCCUGUAGAGCGGCUGUAUAUUGGUCUGAAAAGAUGUUGUAUCUCUACAUCCACCCCCACCACAUACAAGUCUGUUCUAUGCCAUUGCAAAGUGUAAUUUUAUGAUUUUUAUGUUUUUAUACCACACAUAUGCAACAUUACCUACUGUAAAGUGAAGAAUAAUGCAGAGCAAUAUUGAAUAUUGAGUGAAUUUGAACGAAUUAGUGCUAAUUAUUACACUACUAUUCUACACAUAUUUUAACAUAAAGCUUUGGUUUUGGAGAUGCAUAAUCAAAGUUUCCAUUUUCAGUUUUGUCCUUGACAUGUGUGACAAAACAAUGAUUCACUAGAGUGGUUUCAUUUUUUUUGUUCUUUUUCAAAAAACAAAAUAUAAGUUUGCAA